This is a messenger RNA of Penicillium mononematosum, 198 nucleotides long. RefSeq lists its product as uncharacterized. The coding region runs from base 1 to 198 and encodes 65 amino acids. The record is from RefSeq and is a predicted model, not a curated record. Lineage: Eukaryota; Fungi; Ascomycota; Eurotiomycetes; Eurotiales; Aspergillaceae. The transcript has a single exon.
AUGUGCUCCUGCAAGACACUGUGUCCUUACUGGGAGGACAUUAUGCCUCGCAAAACCUGCACAAACGGACAAGAGAAGGUUGUCUCGCUCGCUACAAAGUCUGCGAAACUUUGUUGCAGCAGAAUUUCAACCAACGGCAAAUACCGAUUAUUGCCCUUCAGUGGUUUUGAUGUGCGCUCUGCUGCUGAGUUUUGUUGA